This is a messenger RNA of Peromyscus maniculatus bairdii (prairie deer mouse), 2151 nucleotides long. The record is from RefSeq and is a predicted model, not a curated record. Lineage: Eukaryota; Metazoa; Chordata; Mammalia; Rodentia; Cricetidae.
AUGGACCAGUGGGCCCUCCCUAAGCCUAUCCUCAGAGCACAACCAGCCUCUGUAGUGUCUCAACAUACUACCGUAAUCUUCUUGUGUGAGGGGACCACAGAAGCCAAAGAAUACAUACUCUAUAAAGGGGGAUACCAGAUUCUAUGGAGCACAGAGAUUCCACAGAGUCCUAGGAACAAGGCUGAAUUCUCAAUCUCAAAAAUAGACCGUUACCAUGCAGGGCGAUAUAGCUGUCAAUAUCAGACCCAUGAUGGAUGGUCAAGGGAGAGUGACGCGCUGGAUCUGGUGGUGACAGGAGUCUACAGUAAACCCAGCCUGUCAGCCCAGCCCAGCCCUGUGGUAACUGAAAGAGGGACUGUCACCCUCCAGUGUGUCUCAGGGCAGUCAUAUCACAGGUUCAUUCUGAUUAAGGAAGGACCUCAGAAGCACGCCUGGAAACUGGACUCACAGUAUAACUACUCUACUAGAGAGUUCUGGGCUCUGUUCUCUGUGGGCCCUGUGACCUCCAGCCAAAGGUGGACAUUCAGAUGUUACAGCGUUAACAAGAACAGCCCACAGGUGUGGUCAGAACCUAGUGACCCCCUGGAGCUCCUGGUCUCAGGGACCCUCCACAAACCCACCAUCAAGGCUGAGCCAGGCUCUGUGGUUUCUCUCAGAAGUGUUGUGACCAUCAGGUGUCAGGGGAGCCUGGAUGCAGAAAUAUGUGUUCUGCAUAAAGAGGGAAGCCAAAAUCUCUUGGAUACACAGACCCCAGUGAUGCCUGAGAAAACGGCCAAGUUCUCCAUCCCUUCUGUGACACAGCAACAUGGGGGACAAUAUCGCUGUUACUGUUACAGCUCAGCUGGCUGGUCAGAGCCUAGUGACACCCUGGAGAUUGUGGUGACAGGUAUCUACUACCAUAAUAAACCCAGCCUGUCAGUCCUGCCCAGCCCUGUGGUGACUUUAGGAAGGAAUAUGACCCUCCAGUGUGUCUCAUGGGAGGGAUAUGAGAAGUUCAUUCUCACCAAGGAUGACCAGAAGUUUCUCAUCUCCCUGAACUCACAUUUUAUACCCAAUAUUAGGCAGUGGCAAGCCUUGUUCUCUGUAGAUCAUGUAACUCCAGACCACAGAGGCACAUUCAGAUGUUAUGGUUACUACAACCAUACCCCACACUGGUGGUCAGUACCCAGUGAACCCCUGGAUAUCCUCAUCACAGGACAGCUUCCCUUCAGUCCUUCCCUCUCAGUGAAGCCUAACUCCAUAGUGCACUCUGGAGACAACGUGACCCUGCUGUGUCAGUCACCAUUCAAAGUGGACACUUUCAUUCUGUCCAAGGAGGGAGCUGCCCAACAACCCCAGAGACUAAAAUCAAAGUCUGAAGCUUGGGACUUCCAGGCAGAAUUCUUCAUGAGUGCUGUGACCUCUGACCUCUCGGGCACCUACAGGUGUUAUGGUUCCAAAGACUCAUCUCCCUACCUGCUGACACAAGCCAGUGCCCCUGUGGAGCUCAUUGUCUCAGCCUCAGAGAACCAUGAUCACACAGUGGAGAAUCUCAUCAGAAUGAGGAUGGCUGUCAUGAUCCUCAUAGUCAUUGCAAUUCUGGUCUUUGAGGGUUGGGGCAACCAGAGACAGAUCCACCAUGAAGCUGAGAGGUCAUCAGAAGAGAAAGAAGUAAAUCUUUCAAGGUUCCAGAGUCUGAGAAAUAAUUCUGAUGAUUCAAGCUUUCUGUAAGAAAAUCCAUUUCUUAUGUCAGAGAAUUGUCCAGGAUGCAAAUGUGAUUUGGGUGAAGAGGAAGGUGUGAGGAUUUUGGUGAGAUCUUUCCUCAGCCAAUUCAUGUCCCUCCACCUGCUGUGGGCAUUUUCUACUGAACCAACACUUCUGAAUCUAUAAAGUGAGGGAUUAUGCUGUCCCAUCAGUCUGGCUUGGGUCCUCAUUUCUAUACAUAUUUUCUUUCCUCCCUCUCAUGUGUCAUUUUCCAUUUUUAUACAUUGCCACAUUCUCCAUGGCAGGAGGCUCUGUCUAUUUGACAAAAACAAGGAAGGUGCCUCAAUACCAAAAUGAUGAGUAAAAUCAGAGCCAAGAAUUCAAAUUACUCUGCCUAUGAUGCCCCAAAACCACCUCUGUGACUCCCCAUCCUUUCAGUCUUCAAAACCUAUUCUUCAUGGAGUUUUU